AUGUCCGAGCCUUUGACAGUUGACAUAGCCGGCAGCGCUCUGAGAUACAAGUCACACACAGGUACUGAGUGCCUGGUUGACUUCAGUGACAUUCUCUGUGUGUUAGACAAUCCUGUCUCCACGUUGUAUAGCGUGCUAUUCUUCCAAAAGUCCAACUUGGGAGAACCCGAAUCCGAGGAGGUUUCUCUAGAAAAGAUCAAUAUCAAGUCCCUACCUGCAGAAUUAUCUCCAUUUGUGUCCGAAAUUCCCACCCAUUUUCGAAACGAAGAUGAGCCACCUAUAAUCCAGGUUGUUGUAUCCAUUGGAUCAGGAACGGGGAAAGCAAAAACGAUCUUUCAAAAUGCUGUACGGCCCCUUCUUACAUACCUUGGAUUAGAGAACUAUGAGCUCCACGAGACAAAGUCGGCACAAACAAUUAUCGAGCUGGCUCAAUCGAAAUUCCUGGAGCGUGCUCAGAACGGUGUCCCUCAAACCAUCAUCCUUCUUUCUGGCGAUGGAGGCCUCCUUGAUAUUCUUGAAGUUUUCUACAAAUCCAAGAAAACGAUUGGUGUAUCUCCUAACCUGGCGUUGAUCCCUUGUGGGACAGGAAAUGCCAUGGCGAAUUCCAUUGGAUUACGGUCUGGUUCGGUGCCAGGUCUUUCAGCACUGCUUCGAGGCAGCCCAACUCCCGUACCAGUCUUUGCUGCUAAGUUUUCACCCGGCAGUCAGUUGGUCAUCGAUGAAGGUCGUCAGCGUGCCGAUAUCGACAGCAAUGUUCAUCACACCUUAUAUGGGGCUGUUGUUGCGAGCUGGGGGCUUCAUGCUGCAUUAGUCGCAGACAGCGAUACCUCUGAAUAUCGUAAAUUCGGAGCCGAUCGCUUUAAGAUGGCCGCAAAUGAACUGCUUUAUCCUUCAGAUGGCACUUCACCUCAUCAAUUCAAAGGCAAAAUCACAUUGAGGACCACGAAUGGCUCGGAUAAAGCUAGUCACGAAGAAGCAGUGGGAGGACUUGAGCACAUGUAUGCACUUGCGACAAUGGUCCCGCGACUAGAGAAGGAGUUUUUGAUUUCCCCAGACUCAGUGCCGCUGAGUGGUCAAAUGAGGCUCAUCCGCUUCGGGCCUAUGUCGUCAGAAGACGCGAUGCAUUUGAUGACUCUAGCCUAUCAGGGUGGUCAACAUGUGAGGGAAGACACAGUGACCUAUGCCGAGGUUGAACAAGUUCGGAUCGAUUUCCAGGAGCAAGAGGAGAGGUGGCGACGUGUUUGUAUUGAUGGAAAGAUUGUGGCUGUUGAUAGAGACGGUUGGAUGGAGAUUUGUAAAGAGCCUGGCCGUUUACUGAACUUGAUCAACUAA
Messenger RNA from Penicillium paradoxum, 1332 nucleotides. RefSeq names its product diacylglycerol/lipid kinase family protein. Bases 1 to 1332 code for a protein of 443 amino acids. Lineage: Eukaryota; Fungi; Ascomycota; Eurotiomycetes; Eurotiales; Aspergillaceae. Gene Ontology annotation, cellular component: membrane; cytoplasm; intracellular membrane-bounded organelle. The transcript has a single exon. Gene Ontology annotation, biological process: sphingosine biosynthetic process. The record is from RefSeq and is a predicted model, not a curated record.